Darwinula stevensoni is the source of this 2313-nucleotide messenger RNA. The record is from the annotation of a GenBank genome assembly. Lineage: Eukaryota; Metazoa; Arthropoda; Ostracoda; Podocopida; Darwinulidae.
CAUGGCUCCGUUCAUUGCAGAGUCGCAAUGAUCUCCUCCGAUGACCAGUGUAUUUGUCAAAGCCUUAGACCUUGGCCAAAUAAUGUUAGCUAGGUGCAGACUUAAGCUUCUUACUUUCCACUUAAAUACUUAAAAUGCCAUACUUCAAACUCAACUCCAACGACCAUGGAUGGUGAAUUGCUGUAGGAGUCAACUAGAAAGAAAAGUUAAAACAGCUAGGCCUGCAAUACAGUGGCUUUCUCAUGGUGAUGGAGAAUUUAAAAUUUUCCUUCACAGAUGCUGUCCAGAAAAAGUAAAGAUGUGAAAGCAGUCAAUGAAGGUGUUGUUGGCAGAUACGUGAAAACGGAAAAAUCCCCUUUAGCCAUGUAUUCUCAAUGGCAAGACAUGGGCAAUAAGAAGCAUGCAUGUCCUUACACUGUCUCGAGCAAAGCUCUUCCAUCAUCAUGCAAGAUGACUGCUGCCCAUCACAAGGAACCCGAAGUAGUGGUCAGAGGGGGAGGCCUAAUGCAAGCAUUUCAUGGACAUGGGCCUUUUCACUAUCACAUUUCUGAUGAUCCAGGAUCACAACAGGGAAUCUCUAGCAGUGUUGGUCAAAUUGUUCCACAUCAAUUAAGCGGAGGUCAACCAGCUCACACACCUCAACAGCAUCCUACAUCAGCAGCAUCACAUUCCUUCCCACAGGCUAGGCUGGCUGUUGUCCCUCAUAACCCAACUUCACUCCUUCAGCAACGAGUAUCACCAGGUUCUUCCAUGGAGGAGCUUCCACUACCACCAGGCUGGACUGUCGACUUCACUGUCCGAGGCCGCAAGUAUUACAUCGAUCACAACACACAGACAACUCAUUGGUCUCACCCUCUGGAAAAGGAAGGCUUACCAACAGGAUGGGAGAAUAUUGCACAUCCUGAAUUUGGUUCAUAUUAUGUCAAUCACAUCACAAGACGGGUGCAAUACGAACACCCUUGUGCUGUCCGCUAUAGUCCCCAUAUUGUGAUACCAUCUUCUGUGACAGAGCAGAGGGUUGCCCUUCCUCCAAAACCACCCCAUACCACUUUCCAUCAGCCAAGUGUGUUGGUGCCUGCCAAUCCUUAUUUGAAUGAAGAAAUUCCAUCUUGGCUCCGAGUGUAUCUGAAAGCUUCCAGUGAAUUUGAUAACAAGCUCCAUUGGGAUCUCUUCCGUCUGCCUCAGUUGGAGGCCUUUGAAGCCAUGAUUCGCCGCCUGCUUAAGGAAGAUCUAGAAGAAAUUGUCAACAGUUAUGAGGCAUACAGAAUUGCCCUAACACUGGAGAUUGAUAGGAGAAGAAAGAUUUUGAAGCCUGUGGAUCCUGAGGUGAUGAAGCAGCAAGCUCUUUCUCAGAGUCAUGAAACCAAGGUGUAAUAUCUUUAACACUAUCUCCCAUCUUAUGAAAUGGCUGACAACCUUGAAACUCUCUUCAUGGAACUUCAGCUGUUCUGUUGUGCCAAAAUAUUAACUUUUGUUGUAUGAAGGGGUACAAUAAGCUAGAAAGAUGCUGUGGCAAUAGGCAUCAGGGCCUAGAAAUGGACCCUAGACCUGGGCCACCAACCCUAGGCCACAAACCAAAUCUGAACCGCUCAAUUGUCUCAAACAAUAUUCGAACUAGAACCAAAAAUAAGACUUAGGGUAAUUGCUGCCUGUUGCCUUUUACUACUUGUAACCAAGUUAAAGAUGUGUUUUUAAAAUGUUCCAAUGAGGAAGUGACCUUGAACCUCUUAGAACUAGUAAUCAAAUGGAAGAAAGUGGAACCAGAGCUAAAUACCAUGCUAAACUAGGAUGGUGUGGAGUGAUGUACUGGAACUGAACAUAAGUUGAUUGUUGUGACAGCCAUGAAAUGAAUUGAGAUAAAAUGAACCUGUUGCCACAGACCUGCACUGAUUUCAGGCAGGCUAUGCACAUUUAUAUUACAGAAUCAUGGUCCAGCUAUUGCACCUAUUCUGGUGAUAUUUAGUCAUCCUAGUUCAAGGCUGACCACUCCCUGAUAGUGCUUCUAUUCCCCCAUUCUGAGAUGGUUGCCAUAACUAGCAUGCAUCAAGAGAUUUCUCAGAAAUUCCUCUAAAGGUUUAUUGUACAAGGAAGAAUUGCUAUCAGCCCUUGUUCUUAAGUUCUUCAGAAUGCUUAUCAUAUGGCUUGCUUCUUUCAAGAAAUGGGGUGUGAAUUGAAACUUCCAACUGUGAUGAUGCCACUGUUGUUCCCAAAUGUUUUUCUACUGCUUGCAGAUGGCCAUGUUCAUUGGUUCCUUAUUUUUUCCUUCACUUGCCCAUGAGCUUAAAUAAUUUAAUGCCUAAUUUCCAUGUCAUC